UCCAGAAGACGUCACAUGCCCCACCUUUACGGUCUCUGAUUGGGCCGAAGGACCGUCCAUCACCAGCAAGACUCGUCUAUUUGUGACGUAUACAACCUGCGACGGACGAAUACGUUGAUGGAACGCGACAAAACGGAGUCGCUGCGCUUGAGGUUCGGCGCCUGGCGUCCGACGGCCUGAACGGGAAGACGUGCUCACCAAUCUCCGCACCAUGCCUCUCCCCCUGGCGCUCCAAGCCCGCCUGGCCAAGCGAGGCAUCCUCAAGCAUGUGGAACCAGAGCCCGACGAGGAGAUUAUCGCUGAAGACUACGACGAUGAUCACAUCGAUUACGAAGCUACGCGGCUGGAGAAUCUACCCCCCAACUGGUACAAGGUCUUCGAGCCCAGCAGCGGCCUGCCCUACUACUGGAACAUCGAGACCGACCUGGUGUCCUGGUUGUCUCCCACUGACGCGGCUGCUGUCAUCACCAAGUCCGCCAAGAAGCUGAAAGAGCAGGAGGACGCACCGGAGCGGUUUGACCGGAACGAGCGAGAGGAGCCGAGGGAGAAGUGGCACUCCCGGAGGGAGGAAGGACAUCGCCACAGCCGCAGCAAGAAGGGGAGAGAUCGGAAGGAGGACAGUGUGGAUCCUAUGGACCCCAGUGCCUACUCCGACGCUCCUCGGGGUUCCUGGUCGACGGGCCUGCCCAAGAGGAACGAAGCCAAGACGGGAGCAGACACCACAGCGGCCGGCCCCCUCUUCCAGCAGCGGCCCUACCCCAGUCCUGGGGCUGUGCUCAGGGCCAACGCUGAGGCCUCUCGGGGCAAGUGAGGGGUGUCCCCAUGCUCGGGUUCAUUGGGGGUGGUGGCUGACGGGGAAGGAGAGGGUUAUGUACUGGGCUGGGUUUAUUCUUGGGAGUGGAGCCUCUGUCUCUCCUUUCUCUCCCUCUACCCUGUCUCUGUCUCCAUGUCCCACCACUCUUCCUAUAUUGCUCACUCUCCUCCUCCUCUGCCCAUUCCCUCUCUCCAUUUCAUUUUCUGUUUAUCUCCCUCUCUCCCACACCUCCCCUACCAAUAACCACUCAGAGGCUGCUGCUCAGGGAGUGGUGGGGGGAGAAUGGGCUAUCUAUAAGAUAGAGCUGUUUCUCUGCUGCCAGAGCUGCUGGGAUAGCUUUGGCUCCAUUAUUCCGUUACUCAGUGAGCAUUUGGAUGCUGUUGCUCGCAGUUUUGUGGUUGUGGGGAAAGACACAUUAAAAAUGAUUUUGAUGCCA
Molecule: messenger RNA, 1250 nt
Organism: Hypanus sabinus (Atlantic stingray)
Lineage: Eukaryota; Metazoa; Chordata; Chondrichthyes; Myliobatiformes; Dasyatidae
Gene: pqbp1
Product: polyglutamine binding protein 1
Exons: 7
Coding region: 212-811 (199 amino acids)
Biological process (GO): alternative mRNA splicing, via spliceosome
Cellular component (GO): cytoplasm; nuclear body
Molecular function (GO): ribonucleoprotein complex binding; protein binding
Source: RefSeq, a predicted model, not a curated record